UCGCCAGCACCACGUUCACCGUUAGCACUGGCCCAUCCACCCCGCUCGCCUCAGGGCACCCCAACCACCCAGACGCACUCGCUGUGUGGCGACACCCCGUGGAACACGCAUCCAACAGAUACUUUUCCGAAUUCGUUUUCAAUCCAGCUACGUCCUGUUACGGAUGCAGACGCGUCGCCUCCGUUGUGAUACCAGAUACACAGAUACAACAGCAGGUCUAGGGCCACCAGCACCAGAGAUUCGAGUGCCAUAGAUACUUAGCCUAAUUACGCCGCGGAUUAAAUUAUUAGAACACUUAAAUCCGCAGGAUUUGCCAAUCAAAUCACAUCGUAUCGCACUGAGCCGCCGAAUUGAAUCGAAAUCAUAUCACAGAAGGUGCUUCGCGAGUGAGACUGUGUGCGCGUGUGUGUGCUUUGUGGAAACGGCAGCGAGAUUAAAAACAUAUCCCCGAGUUACUUAAAAUUAAUCACUAACAUAAUCACUGUGAUUUUCAUUGUUUGAUCUGCCGACGUCAGCAGCGCGUGUGCGAAAACUGUUUUUACGGCUAGAGCGGCUCCAUUAAAUGCCGCUUCGCAUUUGAUUAGCAAUCUGUUGCAACGACAAUAGCACCUACCGAGAUCCCCGAGAUUUAUAGCCACGCUGCCCACGCGAAACAUCCGAAAGAUUUUCGGAGAUUUUCCCAGAUCUCCCAUUGAAAUGCUGGCCAUCUGAUUUACUGACGGGCCCACGACAUUUGCCCCCAAGAAGAGCCAUCAAAGUUCGCCUUUGAGACACCCAUUCCGGAUCGACGGAACCAGCGGAACCGACGGAAGUUCGUUCCCACCACCUAGUGGAUUAACUUGAAUUCCUGUCCCAACAUUCAGAGCUUUUCGGGCUCUCGCAACGGCUGCAUCUUGGAUUUGCUCUCACCACAGUUGGAAGAUACCGGCCUCAAGACGACGACUUUCCUGCAGCACUUCAAGGACGUCGUCACGACGAAGUUCACGGGGAGGGACCACCACCUGCCGCCGCUGCACCCCGCGCACCCCGCCCACCCGGCGCACCAGCAGUCGGCGCUGCACCACCACCACCACCAGCAGCAGAGCUUCUCCACCAUUUUCCCCACGUAUCUCGGCAUGGACCGCUCCUCCGCCGUCGGCGGUUGCGGCGGGGGCGGCGGUCUGGGAGUGGGCGUGGUCACCAGCUCGGCCACGGCCCUGGGACCGGGUGGCCUGACCAACGGCGGAGGGGGAGUGGUCAGUGGAGCGCUCAACGGCUUGGAGGCCAUGUCCGCCGAGUCCACGGGCCUGUGUCUGCAGGACCUGGUGAGUGCCGGGACGGCCAACGGAGCAGGAUCCGCCGGAUCGGCGGAGAGCGCCACCACCACCAGCACGGCCCUGAGCAGCGGCAGCACCGGGAGCUCCACUGUGAACGGGGGCGGGAGCAGCACUUCCGGCACGGAGCACCUGCACAGCCACCACAGCCUGCACGACUCCAGCUCGUCGGUCAGCAUCUCACCCGCCAUCUCGAGCCUGAUGCCCAUCAGCAGCCUGAGCCACCUGCACCACUCCGCAGGCCAGGACCUGGUCGGAGGCUACUCCCAGCACCCGCACCACGCGGUGGUGCCGCCACACACGCCCAAGCACGAGCCGCUCGAGAAACUCAGAAUUUGGGCCGAAACCGGCGAUUUCCGUGAUAGUCAUAGCUCCAUGACCGCCGUAGCGAAUAGUUUGGAUAGCACCCACUUGAACAACUUUCAGACGUCAUCGACAUCCACGUUAUCGAACCGGAGUCGGGAUCGCAAAGAUGGCAAUCGCAGUGUGAACGAGACCACGAUCAAGACAGAGAACAUAUCAAGCUCGGGCCACGAUGAGCCGAUGACCACCAGCGGCGAGGAGCCCAAGAACGACAAGAAGAACAAGAGGCAGCGGCGCCAGAGGACGCACUUCACGUCGCAGCAGCUGCAGGAGCUGGAGCACACCUUCAGCCGGAACAGAUACCCGGACAUGUCCACCCGCGAGGAGAUCGCCAUGUGGACCAAUCUUACAGAGGCUCGCGUCAGGGUGUGGUUCAAGAACCGGCGGGCCAAGUGGCGCAAGCGGGAGCGCAACGCCAUGAACGCGGCGGUGGCGGCGGCGGACUUCAAGUCGGGCUUCGGGACGCAGUUCAUGCAGCCCUUCGCGGACGACUCGCUGUACAGCUCGUACCCGUACAACAACUGGACCAAGGUGCCCUCGCCGCUGGGCACCAAGCCCUUCCCGUGGCCGGUCAACCCGUUGGGCUCGAUGGUGGCCGGCAAUCACCACCAGAACUCGGUGAACUGCUUCAACACGGGGGCCAGCGGGGUGGCGGUGAGCAUGAACAACGCCUCGAUGCUGCCGGGCUCCAUGGGCUCCUCGCUGAGCAACAGCAGCAACGUGGGGGCGGUGGGCGCCCCCUGCCCGUACACCACCCCCGCCAACCCGUACAUGUACCGCUCGGCGGCGGAGCCGUGCAUGAGCAGCAGCAUGAGCUCGAGCAUCGCCACGCUGCGGCUGAAGGCCAAGCAGCACGCCUCCGCCGGCUUCGGCAGCCCCUACUCCGCCCCCUCCCCGGUCUCCCGCUCCAACUCCGCCGGCCUGUCCGCCUGCCAGUACACCGGCGUGGGCGUGACGGACGUGGUCUGAGAAAACGCCCUGGGUGCGCUGCUCAACCAGCACCAGCACCACUUGCAGCACUUCUCGGGCGGAUCGGGGGUGCACCACGCCGCCAACGGGAUGCAACAGCACGCGGGCAACAUGCUGCAGCACAACAACGGCGGCAGCCUCCUCCUCGACCACUCCGACCUGGGCCUGGGCCCCUCCAGCCACCCGGAGGAGGGCAACCACAGCCUGGAGGGCGGCAGCAAGUCCCCCCUGGAGGCGCCGCUGGCCAACAGCAGCAGCAACAACAACAACAACGAGAACGACGACGAGGACGUCAUCGAUUGAAGAGCGCUCUGACUCGCAGAGGACUAGAAGUCAAACUAAAGGCAGCCUAGCCCUAAGCAUUCAUAAUAAUUUUAGAUGUUUGCCUAACCUAAGGAUACUACUAGCGAACGAAGCCCUAUCCAAAGAUACAAUUUUUUGAAGAACAAUAAUUAAAUUUACCACAGCGAGAGGUCCCUCUGUUUCAUUUGCAUUGAGAUUAAUGCCCUUCGUUCGAGAUCGCCCCGAAAGCCAGCAACUAAGUGUUUUUGUAAAUAAAAGCAAAUAUCUAGGUGUAAGCGCGGAACCCUAACUAAUCAGCCAAAUAGCCAGCCCAAAGAACAUAUAGUCGCUCCUAGUUCCACCUUCAGUUCCCCAUCGUAUAUAUCGUAUAUGUAAACCAAAACGUAUCAGAUUGUAAAGCAGCAUAGGCCGAAAGGAAACCGAACUAAAGCUAACUAUAUAUCAGCGUAGCCGUUUUUAAGGAGUUGUCUAGUCGUAUAGAGAUCCGCAUAUGGCAUAUACCACUACUGUCCGUAUGUGCACCAUGUAUAUCCCACUAAAGAGCCCGUAUAAAUAUAAACUAUUUAAUAAUUGUACACUUAAUAUUAUAGUUAUAGAAAUUGAAUCAAAAGAACAAUAAAAAUUAUGGAAAAAACGCA
Molecule: messenger RNA, 3586 nt
Organism: Drosophila biarmipes
Lineage: Eukaryota; Metazoa; Arthropoda; Insecta; Diptera; Drosophilidae
Gene: Ptx1
Product: pituitary homeobox homolog Ptx1
Exons: 5
Coding region: 1116-2645 (509 amino acids)
Biological process (GO): regulation of transcription by RNA polymerase II; anatomical structure morphogenesis
Cellular component (GO): nucleus
Molecular function (GO): RNA polymerase II cis-regulatory region sequence-specific DNA binding; DNA-binding transcription factor activity, RNA polymerase II-specific
Source: RefSeq, a predicted model, not a curated record